Cylindrotheca closterium is the source of this 687-nucleotide messenger RNA. The record is from the annotation of a GenBank genome assembly. NCBI's taxonomy places the organism in Eukaryota, Bacillariophyta, Bacillariophyceae, Bacillariales, Bacillariaceae.
AUGAUGUUACUUGCAGAGAAGCAAUUUGAGAAGACAAUUAAAGGUUGCAUAGUAUACCAAGAAUGGUUAUUGCGAGAGGACACUGCAAGUCCAACUGCUUUGCAAGAAGCAAUCACCACUACUUGUGUUAUUGAUGCACACAAAGGUAGAGAUAUAAUGACGCUGGCCAUGCCUAACGCUUUCAUUCAAACUUAUAUGCCUGAUGCUAAGGAAGGAGAAGAUCGUGUCUACAUGAAGAUCACUGGCAUGAUGGUCCAGAUAUUGAUUGACAUGGCCCCAGAGUAUCGCGAAUACGUUGUUUUAGAGAAUGGAAAGCGAGUAAUCUAUGUGCGGGUACUACGUGCUAUAUAUGGGAUGUUACAAUCGAGCCUCCUAUUCUAUAAUCAGUUUCAAAAUGAUUUGGAGGCAAAGGGAUUUGUUUUCAAUCCGCAUGACCCGUGUGUUGCUAACAAAGUUGUUAAUGAAAAACAGCAAACUAUCAGACUUCAUGUUGACGACCUUAUGUCAAGUCACAUGGAUCCGAAAGUAAAUGACGAAUUUGCUGAGUGGUUGAACAUGAGAUAUGGUUCAAUCCAGGCAUGUAAAAUCGUCAGAGGAAAGAUACACAGAUAUCUUGGAAUGACUUUGGAUUUCUCGGUGAAAGGAAAACUCAAGAUCCGCAUGGACGACUAUGUCAAGAACAUGUAG